CCAGCAACCGGCUAACGCAGAAACGCUCACAACCCUUUCUCGUGUAUCCUUCCACGUUCGUCUGGAGUUAUCUGAGAUUUUCCAUGAGACCUUGUUCUUAGGCGAAUCUUCAUUAGUCGCCGCGCUCCUCAACUCGUUGUCGCAUCUCCGCUGCACGCAUCGCUAAUUGACUCGAGCACUGACAAACGAACUCGACUCCAAGAUGCCAACAGCUCGCAAGCGCUCCAUACAGGAGCUGGGCUCCGAUAACCCUACGAGGCAGGAGCAACCAUCCAUGCUGCACCGCAUCCGGAACAUGUGGCAGUUUGCCAAUCUAUACCAGUUCAUCCUCCUCUUCGGACAAGCACUGAAGCUUGACGACAAUCUGGACAUUGAGGAUCUGGAAGCAGAAUGCCUCAAGCCCGGGUCAAUGGCACUCCAGGAUAUCGGCCUUGGUCUCCUGAAAUUCCUGUCUUCACAUCGCGGCUUAACUCACGAGUUGUUCGACGAAUAUACAAGAAGGCAAUUUCUCAGCAAAGCCCCAGAGAAGAAUCCUUUCGGGACCCAGGAGACGCCGGUCGGGUUCGCGCAUUUCGAUAUUUUUACCAAGAUUCGGGUGCUACAGCAGAUGACGCAGUUGAUCAUGAUGAACCCGGAACGGCUGCGAGAGAGAACCGAAGAACAAAAGGAUACAGACCAGACGAACUGGCGCAUCGAACCCUACGGAUGGGAUCGACAUGAUCGCACUUACUUCGUUCUCGACGACAAUCGCUUAUAUCGCUUGACCGACGCUCCGCCGCCUGUCCCGAAACCUAAGAAGAAUUCAAAAAAGGCUAGAGCUCCCCAACGGGCGAGCAAAAGGCGACGCAUCUCGUCCGGCGAAGCAAGCGAUGCCAAGGAUGCGAACAACGAGGCUUCCGCUGCUGGUGUGUCGGCCGAACCAGAAGAUGACGGGCUGGGGGGGAUGAAAUGGGAGUGUAUCGCCGUCACCCUCGACGAAGUCCGGCAGUUCUUGGCGACAAUUCAGAAAUCCAUAGAUCCCAACGAAAAGACGCUCCGCGAUCAGAUCCAAGGCCACCUAGUGCCUAUCCUAGAGAAGCAGGAAGAGUCCAGGAAACGAAAACAACUCCAGCGGGAAAAGGAGCUGCUCGCCCUGGAGAAAAUGGCGCACGCGAAGAGGUCAAGCCGCCUUGCCAAUAAAAUGGAGCAGCAGAAGCUGGAGGAGCGCGCUCGGGAAGAGGAACGGAAGAGACGCGAGGAGGAAGCGGUGAGAAAAAAGGAGGAACAGCAGCGUCUCAGGAUGGAGCGUGAAAGGGAUACUCGGCUUAUGUCGAGGGAACAGCGUCUCAAGGAACGUGAAGCUCGCCGUCGUCUCCAUGAGGAGGAGCUUGCUCAGCUAUCCGAGGACAGCAAGGGGCCGAACAGUGCCUCCGCCCGUAUGUCAGAGCGUCGGCGGCUCGCCGAGAUCGAAAGGAACAAGAAGGCUCUCCGAGAGCUCGAGGAGGAGGAAGAGGACUGGAUCUUCGACUGUGUUUGCGGCGUUUACGGCCAGGUUGACGAUGGAACACACAGCGUGGCCUGCGAGAGGUGCAAUACAUGGCAACACAGCAAAUGCCUGGGCAUCGACGAACACGAAGCCGAGCAGGAGGAUUUUCACUUCAUAUGCACCUCCUGUCGCCGGCUUGAGGAGACGGCCAACGAUCCGCGCCCUCGUAUGAUCAAACUCAAGCUGAACUGCCACCAGAACCCCGGGUCGUCUUCCGACGAACAAGCGGCAGAGGCCAGCUCGAUUGCGACUGAGCAACCUCGCGCGAAACUAGUUGUUGAGCUUAAGUCACGGCCGCGACUAGUCUUGUGUGACGGUAAGGAGACAUUGGUCCCUACACCCGCUGCUGUCGCGCAUGAAGUAUAUGCUGGUGGAUUGGGACGGAAUCCCGCACCUGCCCAGCCGGCGCAAACACUUGGAAGCGUCUCAGUCAAGGCUCGAGAGCCUGAACCUAGACACAAUCAGAGCUUACCCGUCGGUCAGGGGAACAAUCCUUUUUCGUCCCCGCACCCGAAUCUCUUGCCUCCCGAUCAACAGAGUGUCAAAUCUGGCGUCUCCCAUCCUCCUUUCGGAAACGCCGCACCUCUCCCGGUUGCGGGUGACAACGACAAGACUAGAUUGGUUGCCAAACCAGCCGUGUCGAGCGAUCCUCUUUCAGCGUUGGCUGGAAGCGGGAGUGGCGCCGCCUCGCCAUCAAAGCAACCACGCCGUCCCCCUUCCCCACCAACAAAGACAUCCCCAUCUGCCACGGCCGCCUCAAACGGGCUGGCACCACCCUCCGUGUCUGCGGAAAAUAAUAGAAGCAGCAGCAUGACAUCUUCGUCCUCGACGGCUUUGCCACCACAUCUCACCCCAGCGCCAUCGCGCGAUGCCAGAUCCGAUCAUGCCGCGUCCGGAUCUUCGCCACUGCCGCCCCCUAACGGCGGCUUGUCUCCCACGAAGCACUCACCGCCCGUCUCCAGACCCCAACAGCAACAGCAACAGGUCAAUGGGUGCGCCAACGGCUUCGGGACUCCUUCGCUGGGAGCUGCCCACUCGCCCUCGGCAGUCUUCCCACCUGUCGCUGCCUUGUCGCCCUCCCCACGGCCGCAGAUUUUGACGCCUCCGGUCAAGCCUGCGGAGCCCGUCAGGGUCCCGCCGUCGCAGGGCCUGCAAACGCCCAAGCUUGUCCCGUCGAGUUCUCCGCGACUAGAGGCUCAGUCAAGUUAAAUUUACCCGCCCACCAUCGCAGAUGAUUGAACGAGUAAUAAAGGCCUGAAAUUUUUCGUCAUGACUGGCCGGUUGGGCGCAUUCGAUUUCCUGCAGGAAUGGCUUGGGAGCAUAGGCCUCUGGCUUGGAGAAGGCGGUACUUGCGUUUGGGGUAUCUCGGCAUGUAACGAAUAGAGUGCUGAACAGUUUUGCUUAUUUGACCUGGCUGCGCCUGAAUGAAAAAAUGAAGCAUCUGAGUGCAGUACGUUUUCUAC
Molecule: messenger RNA, 2988 nt
Organism: Parathielavia appendiculata
Lineage: Eukaryota; Fungi; Ascomycota; Sordariomycetes; Sordariales; Chaetomiaceae
Exons: 5
Coding region: 203-2734 (843 amino acids)
Biological process (GO): regulation of DNA-templated transcription
Cellular component (GO): RSF complex
Source: RefSeq, a predicted model, not a curated record